UCUGUCGCAACCCGAAACAAUCGCAGCCUUCGUUAAGGAGCAGCGUCGGGCGCUGGAUCGGAGCAAGCAUGGCGAGCAUGCCGUUUGUCAGCGAGGGGAAAUGUGUGAGUGUGGAGUGGGAUUUCCUGCAAGGACUUCUCGCCAAGCCUCCUACACUGCCCUGUCUCCAGAACCUGCGUAAAGAGAAAUCUCGCAAUGCAGCUCGUUCUCGGCGGGGGAAGGAGAACUUUGAGUUCUUUGAGCUGGCCAAGAUGCUGCCUUUGCCAGGGGCCAUCACGAGUCAGCUCGAUAAAGCUUCAGUCAUCCGGCUGACUAUCAGCUAUCUGCACAUGCGCACCUUUGCAAGCCAAGGAGACCCACCAUGGAGCCCUCUGCUGGAGGGGGACAACAAUUGCAGCAAAGGUGAGCUGGAAACAAAGACACCAAGAUGCUGGAUUUUUUUUUUCACCUCUGAAGUUGGAACUCAAAUCUGGAAAUGGGGUCAGCCCCAACUCAAUCGGUUUUCAGUUGUAAGUUUUUAAAUUAAGGCGGA
Messenger RNA from Fundulus heteroclitus (mummichog), 532 nucleotides. RefSeq names its product neuronal PAS domain-containing protein 1-like. The transcript has 2 exons. The record is from RefSeq and is a predicted model, not a curated record. Lineage: Eukaryota; Metazoa; Chordata; Actinopteri; Cyprinodontiformes; Fundulidae. Gene Ontology annotation, molecular function: RNA polymerase II transcription regulatory region sequence-specific DNA binding; protein dimerization activity; DNA-binding transcription factor activity, RNA polymerase II-specific. Gene Ontology annotation, biological process: regulation of transcription by RNA polymerase II. Bases 69 to 521 code for a protein of 150 amino acids.